Lucilia cuprina (Australian sheep blowfly) is the source of this 4392-nucleotide messenger RNA. It is a transcript of the gene Pka-R2, whose product is annotated as cAMP-dependent protein kinase type II regulatory subunit. The transcript has 9 exons. The coding region runs from base 47 to 1309 and encodes 420 amino acids. Lineage: Eukaryota; Metazoa; Arthropoda; Insecta; Diptera; Calliphoridae. The record is from RefSeq and is a predicted model, not a curated record.
ACUAAUCUUAUUUGCCACAUACUUAAAAGAAAAUAAAAACAUAAACAUGUUUAAUGACAAUAAUGAAAACGAAAAUUAUCCAGCUUCAUCUCAAACGACAGGCAAUCCUGCUGUUGGUGAUUUUCUACUGCCGCCAUCAACACUGGCACCUACAAAUCAGCCAUUACAACACACAUCAAACGAAAUGUCAAACGAACAAAAGCAACGUAUUCAAGUGCCCGAUGCACUAAGAGAGGUGCUAUUGGAAUUCUCCAUUGCCUAUCUGCUGGAACAGCCAGGUGAUGUUGUUGACUUUGCCGUCGAAUACUUUACAAAACUUCAAGAGAAUCGCCGACAAGUGGGAUUCAUUCGUGAAACGGAUCGUGGUUCCGUCGACGAUAGUGUCAUGUCUCAAGAAGAAGAUGAUGAACCUGCUGCACCACGUUUUUCCACACGUCGUAAGUCUGUCUUUGCUGAGGCCUAUGAUCCAGAAAAUGAUGCUGAUGACGAUGAGGGGGCCACUGCCGUAUUUCCCAAAUCAGAUGAACAGCGCGCCCGAUUAGUUGAAUCGGUUAAGAAUGUUUUAUUAUUCCGUUCCUUGGAAAAAGAACAAAUGAAUCAAGUACUGGAUGCCAUGUUUGAAAGAAGAGUAUUACCCGAUGAGUAUAUAAUACGUCAGGGUGAUGAUGGUGAUAACUUUUAUGUUAUUGAAUCCGGUACAUACAAAGUUAUUGUUAAUGACAAUCAUGUACAUACAUACAACAAUAGUGGUAUAUUUGGUGAACUGGCUUUACUCUACAAUAUGCCCAGAGCUGCAACUAUACAAGCGGAAACAGAAGGUUUAUUGUGGGCUAUGGAUCGUCAGACUUUCCGUCGUAUCCUAUUGAAAUCCGCAUUUAAAAAGAGAAAAAUGUAUGAAUCAUUAUUGGAUAGUGUGCCAAUGCUAAAAGCUUUACAGAAUUAUGAACGUAUGAAUUUGGCUGAUGCUUUGGUUACCAAACGUUUUAACAAAAAUGAAAGAAUUAUUAAACAAGGUGAUGCUGCUGAUGGCAUGUAUUUCAUAGAAGAAGGUACUGUGGCCAUUAAAAUGGAUCAAGAUGGUUCGGAAAUAGAAAUUUCCAAACUAGGCAAGGGAGAAUACUUUGGUGAAUUGGCCCUGGUAACACAUCGGCCACGUGCUGCCUCUGUCUAUGCAGAUUGCGACGUUAAAGUGGCAUUUUUGGAAACCGAAGCCUUUGAAAGAAUUUUAGGUUUCCUUAAAGAUAUCAUGAAAAAGCGGGUGGGCAUUUAUGAAUCACAAUUAAUUGAAUUAUCAAGAAAAACUAUUUGAAUAUUUAAAAAAUAUAUUUCAAUUAUUUUACAAUUUGUAUUGUUCAAUAAAAAUUUAUGAAAAAAAUCUAAAUCUGGCAGAAAAGAAAAGCAAAAAAAAAAAAAACACAAAAUUUUUUUAGGUUUAAAUCCUUUACUCCUAUGGCGCUUGAAUGCUAUUUGUCAAAAUUAUUGUUUUUUUGUACUCGUACUGGUAAGACAAGAUUGGUGUUAAAAGAUUUUGUAAUGAAUAUUGUAAAAAGAAAACUGACUGUCGUUUUAACCCAAAAAAUUAAACUGCAACAGCAUGUGCCACUUGGGUAAAAAGUGUUUUAUAUAAAAUUCUGCUUUAAGUAUAUAUUUUUUGAUUUGCAUAUAUUGUUGUAUUUUAUUAAUACCACAACAAAUUAUUAUUAAAUAUUCUAUUACACGUAUCUAUGUACUUAUGUUUACACACAUAUACACUUACAAAUAUAUUUAUAACACUUAUGUACAUUACAAUUUGGUGAAGGGUUUAGUUUAAAAUUUAAUAUAUAUUUUAUAUUGGGUGUUAGAGAAUUCUUUAUCAUUUUUAAAUUUUUAAUCAAAAAGUGUUAAAAUUUUACCCCAAAUGCAACAUACGAUCGAUGCGACACCGAUUGAAAUAUUUGAUACAAAUAUUUUUAGUAUAAAAACUUUAGUCUAUACUUUAGUGACUCAAGUUUAGUCCAAUUAUCUCAAUCUUCGGUUUAAAAUAAUUUUUGUAUAAAAACUAAAUUUAACGUUACCCUGCAGGAAAUGAAACGAUAAGAACAGACACUAGUACAAAUUGGUUAAGAGUUUAUAUGGAAAAAUACUAGUACUAAGAGUAGUUGAAUGGCGCCACUUGUAGACUGAGCUAAAGCACCAAUUAUGGCAAUUUUUUAUGAAUAUUAGAACAAGUAUCAAACUGGUUCUAAAGAACCCAAUUAGAUCCAAGUAUACUAGUAUAAGUCUAGAACUAAUGGUACUAGUAAUUUUUCAAACGCAUUCAAUGUUAAUUUGAGCAUUAUGAUGGCAUAGGAAAAUUUACAGUUGGAAACUAGUACUGGUGAUUUUGGUACAAGUUAAGUUUAGUAGUUUAGUACUAGUUCCAUUUCCUCCAGGGUAGGAAUAUCAUUGAAAUAAUGGGGGUUAAUCUAGUAAAAUUCGAAAAUUUAUUAUUUUAAUUGAGUUUUAUGUUUGUGGAAAUGUGUGUAAAUCGAUAUAUAAUUACCCCUAUUUUGCAUUUUCAUUACGUUUCUGCAUUUAGUUACAUAACGAUUGAAAAUUGGUAUUCCAACAAAAAACGUUAUCGUAAGAAAAAGAAGAAGCAAUUUCAUUUUAUUUUAAUGCUUUACGAUUUUUUGUAUUCUGCAUUACGAUCGUAACUACAUUUUUUGUAAGUUGUUAUUAAAAGAAUCGAUAUGCAAAAUACCAAAGUUGGCAAACAGAGAAAAUUUUGAUUCAAAUUGAAAUGUAAAUAAGAAAAGCCAAACAUUUUUAACCCAGAAACCAGAAAAUACUUUUCUAAAGAAUCAAAAGCCGAACCACAUCAGAUUUUUGACAUAUCAUGUCCUUAAAAACCCCUGUUUUUGACUACAUUUGAGUCAGUCUAACAACGAGAACACAGCUUUACUGAUAACAUCUGUUAUGUUAUCUGAAAGUCCAAUCUAUCGACUUAUAAAUAACCGAUUUUAAUUUACGUCAUGUCUGCUUAAGAGCGCGCCUUUAAAUUGAUAAUCAACUAUCAAUUAAUAAUCAGACUAGUUAAUGUAAAAAUAAAUUUAAUCUGAUGUUCCCCUUUAAAGUUUUGUAGUACAAGAUAAAUCUUUGCAAUGAUGCCAUAUAAAACAACAGAAAACAUCACUUUUUGUUAUCAAAACAAUGCAUGUUUUCUAAAAAAGAAGAAGACAACUCUAUGUUGAAUUCUUAAACUGCACCACUUAAUUUAAAAAGAAAACUAAAGAUUGGCCUUAAAUUUCUAAAAUACGAUCACUCGAUAUCUCAUAAACCUUUGGAGAGGGUUUUUGAGUUGGCAAUAAAAUGUCAAUUAAUAAUCAGAUUAGUUAAUACAAAUAUAAAUUGAUUCUGAUGUUAAUCCCCUUUGAUGAUUUUUCAGUAAAAGAUUAUACUCAAGCCUCCUCGAUUGGACGUUUAAACUAGCAAACCGAUUGUGUACUCAAAAACAACUUUCGAGGUUUAAUUUUAAUUUAAUCCCUAAUCCUUCACCUAAUGAUUGGCCCUUAGAAAUGUAUACUUUUGUCUUUCGGUUAGGACUAUUUUCAUUUUUUUUACUUCUAUGUAAUUAAAAACUUAAUAGAAUUAUUUGGUCUUUAGUUUUAAAUUUAGUAUGUAUUUGUGUUCUAACAUUCGUAACCUAACCCAAGUGAUCUCUGAAUAAUUUUACACCGCUCCUAAGGAUGAAAAUACUUUUACAAUAUCUGAGUAUUAUUUCGUUUCCUAUGAUGUAAGUUAUUAAACGGAACACUUCAAAUUACAAACUUUAUUUGUUUCCACGUCAAUUGGAUCUCCGCUCCAGAACGUCCCGAUUUUCAAUAGGCCAAAGAUUGUCAAGUCAGCAAAAGAUGUAUCAAUGAAAAGAACAUCUAGUCACAGCCAAUCUGUUACAAUAAGAAACUAUUUGAAAUUUGAAGUGUAUCGAUCUCUAUUGUCUUUUCCUAAUACUGAUGAGAUAAAUGAUGACUUUUUGUCACUUAUUAAAAACCUUAAGAAAAAGCUCUAAGCUUUUGUAAUACCCCAACAAAUCACUAAUUUAUUUGUUAAUAAUAUAAUUUUAAAUGUAUGUAUUUUGUGUCCAAAAUAUCUAUUAUCUAUAUUAUUUUAUGUGUGUAUGUGUGCUUUUCAUCUAUCUACCACAGCAUGACAAUCUACAAAGUUUUGUAACUAGCAAUUUAACCAAAAAAAAAAUCACAUUUUAACAAUUAAUUUUCAAUAAACACUAAUUUUUAUUAAAACAAAUUUCUCUUAAUCUUUUAAAACAGUCCUAGAGGUUGAAGCAUUCGAACGUUUAUUGGGCCCCUGUAUGGACAUUAUGAAGCGUAACAUAGAUGAUUAUGAAACACAAUUGAUAAAGAUUUUUGGCAG